Cyanistes caeruleus (blue tit) is the source of this 4245-nucleotide messenger RNA. The record is from RefSeq and is a predicted model, not a curated record. Lineage: Eukaryota; Metazoa; Chordata; Aves; Passeriformes; Paridae.
AUGGGGACAGGCAUGGGGACACUGGGGUCACGAUGGGGCGGGGAGGGAGCAGGAAAACCCCGCGCCCGCCACUCGGUGCCAAGUUUCGCUUCUGGGAGAAGGGAAAACGAAACCGAGCGGUUCCUCGCGGUCCGGCACGGCGGGGAGGGACGGGCGGGGAGGGGACGGGAGGCGGUCACGGCGCGUUUAAAUUACCACUUCACCCGGCAGUACAACUACAAGUGCGGCUUCUGCUUCCACACGGCCAAGACCUCCUUCGUGCUGCCCCUGGAGGAGGCCAAGCGGGGGCUGGCGAUGCUCAAGGAAGCAGGAAUGGAGAAAAUCAAUUUCUCAGGAGGAGAACCAUUUCUUCAGGACAGAGGCGAAUUUGUGGGCAAACUGGUCCAGUUUUGCAAGCAGGAGUUGGAGCUCCCAAGUGUCAGCAUCGUUAGCAAUGGCAGUCUGAUCAGAAAGCUGUGGUUCGAGAAGUACGGCGAAUAUUUAGAUAUUCUGGCAAUUUCAUGUGAUAGUUUUGAUGAGGAUGUCAACGUUUUAAUUGGCCGUCGUCAAGGAAAGAAGAACCAUGUGGAAAAUCUGCAUAAACUGAGACAGUGGUGCCGAGAGUAUGCUGUUGCUUUUAAAAUAAAUUCAGUCAUCAACAGAUUUAAUGUGGAGGAAGAUAUGAAUGAGCAGAUCAAGGCACUCAACCCUGUGCGCUGGAAGGUAUUCCAGUGCCUGCUUAUCGAAGGAGAGAACAGUGGUGAGGAUGCUCUAAGGGAAGCAGAAAAAUUUGUUAUCAGUGAUGAAGACUUUGAUCGAUUCCUGGAUCGCCACAAAGAUGUCUCCUGUUUGGUACCUGAAUCUAAUCAGAAGAUGAGGGAUUCAUACCUCAUUCUGGAUGAAUAUAUGCGUUUUCUAAACUGUAGAAAUGGACGGAAAGAACCUUCCAAAUCGAUCCUGGAUGUUGGUGUAGAAGCAGCUAUAAAAUUCAGUGGAUUUGAUGAGAAGAUGUUCCUAAAAAGAGGAGGAAAGUAUGUGUGGAGUAAAGCUGAUAUGAAACUGGACUGGUGACUCAAUAUACUGAGUUAGGGCAGUGCAUUCUGUAAAAAUAGGUGUAUAUUUAUAGGUGAGUGUAUACUUGUAUCCAAAGCUUUUAACUACACUUGGUAUUUUACACAGACUGAUGUUCAGUAUAACUCUAUGUGUUAGGAACAUAUGAAUAUGAAUAUGUGUUUUUGACAUGUGAACAUAUGAAUAUGUUACGUGUUUUUUUAAGUGCAGGUUACAUUGUCUAUUAUUUUCUUGAGCAUGACCAAAUAUUUUCAGAGCUUUCACAUGAACACAUCUCUGAAAUAAACUUUCUAGUCUAUGGCACCAAGAACUUUAAGGAAAACUGUUUUUAUAAAAUACUACAUGAAUGUGCAUGCCAGAUAACAAACCAAAAAACAUCCUAAUCUCUAAUUCAUCCUAAACAGCUGUAAUGAUGGAGAAGUCAAAAUUCUUAGUAGGGAAGGCAUUCUGCUGAUUCUCAGGAAAAGAUGGAUUGCAGUUCCUGGGUAGAUCACUGGAGGGCUAGCUGGCAGGCCUCUGGAACCACUCUGCUUUUUUCAGGAGUAAUAGAAGGUCAGAAUCUAGGAAUCAUUAAAUAAAAUGUUUUUAAAAAGAAAUCAAGGUGAAAAAAUCGGCAAUUUUUCUUCUUUAAGACUGAACUGUAACAGCAUCUUCUCCCUCUCCUCUGUAUACAUACAUAUUUGCAAAAAUGUUGGGGGAUGUAAUUUUCUGUGAAAACAUAUUUUUAGUCAUGAAAAAAUAUUGUAUUCGUUCAUCCUAAAACCUAGAGAUACAUUUUACCUAAUGAUAAACAACAUCAUUUUGCACACUGGCAAUGUCCUUAGUUCUAACAAAUAUUUACAGUGAAACAUUGUUUUCGCUUUAUUACUAUAUCUAUUUCCAUUCUGCUGCAAAUAUUGAUUUACUAUUUUAAACUAUUUUUGAAUUGUGGGCAUACAGUUUGAAGAAGAUUCCUUCCAAAACUAAUUAAUACUAUGUAGAACAACCUAACAUGUAUCUUCUGUUGCAUAGUAGCUUUUUAUUUUGCUAAGCCAUGGCACUACAAACAACAAAGUUCAUAUAUCAAGCAACCUUGUUUUAAAUGUUGCUUGUGUCAGUAACUAAUUUGCUUGCUGGUUACAAACCUGCAGACAUUAAAUGGAACAAAUUUGGUUUUGUGAGAGCUACCUUUGAUUUUAAGAACAGGUAGUACCAAUAUAAAAUAGAAAAAAAAAAAAAAAUCCCCAAAACCUGAAAAAUAAUCUAAUGUGCUGCCCUCAUUUUUGGUUUUCUGGCAACUGUUAUGGCUUAUAAUUGCAGGUUUUCAAAUUUAUUUCAAAUUUAGCUAAUCCCAUCCUCCCCCUGUGUGAAGGGCAUGGGGAUAGGCAUUGCACAGAGCAGAAGUGAGAUGGCACUACUCAUUCAUCCUGUCCACUGAACUCAAUGUCUGGACUGUCUCACACAUUUAAAUAUUUGCAGCUGUUGGGAGCCAGCAUGCAUUAAUGUACCACACAGAGAAAAUUACACCUCCUUUCAUUUUUUUGAAAAUGCUAGUUGAUUUUUUUAAGAAGCUUUUGAAAUAAAUGUUUUGCAUUCACCUAAUGCAUCUUCCAAGCUGAAGGGGGAAAAUGCUUAAGUUGGAGCUGUUACUUCUGUGUAAAGGAAAGCGCUCCUCUGAAUACAAUGUGAGAAUGUUUCCAUUUAUAAUUCCCUCGGUUUCUAUCUUUGCUAUCCUAACUGUAAAUAUACUCAGUUGUGCUCUUUUGUCCCUCUGUAUUUUGCAUUUUGCAAUCACAACAUUUCCUAGACACAGACAUUUCAGUAUUUUUUUUUUCUUGUAUUAACACUAAGUGACAUUUAAAAUGUGUCCCCCACACAGUAACCCCACUGUCUUUUGGCAGCUAUUUCACUGACCUUGGCUGGAGUUCUCCUUGGCUCUAUGGGCAAUGCAAAUUUAUGUAACUGGGGUUUGACUUCCCCUGCUCAAAUAUUAAAUCUAGUCUCUUCCUCAGUACCUACACCACACUGAUAGAAAAGAAGCAUUUUUCUUUGCUGCUGGCUCAGUCCCAGCAUGGGGAAAGAUACAGUGCAUCAAUGUACCAAAAAAUCUACCACCCUGCAGCUUCUGCAGAAAAUGCCAGCUGUAGCACAGCACACAGAUAUGAGGUACACAAACUCCUGUUCAGAUCCAGAAAUCCUGCCAUUCUUUGCUUUGCAUUUUACCCUGUAAAUGGCUAUUCUUUUGCUUCCUCUGUGCCUACAGAGGAAGCUGCAAGAGAAACAAGGAGCUGAAAAUGUCAAAAUCCAGUAAAUAAUGCACAGACAUUUAGGAUGGUUUUUGUAAGAAGGUUCUAUGUUCUUACUUUCUUAAAAUGUUAGGGAUUUCACAUCACCUCGUUAUACAUACAUAGUUAACAUAAUUAACAUAAUGUUAACAUACAUAAUUUGUAAAAAGUUUCUGCUCUGUGUGAUACUCUUUUUCAAUGGAUAUAUGAGUUUGUAUACAUUGGAAAUGAAGAAUCUCACAUUCACAGUUUGAGAGUCAUUUAAGUUAAUGAAGAGCUAUUGGCAUUUUUAUAUGCAAAAUUUAUUAUUGUGUAAAACAGAAAAAAAUUGGGUACAGUUGCUUAAUCUAGUAAACUUAAAAAAAAUUUAAAAAUUAUAAGCACAGUUCAUAUUGGACCAAAAGUGGACUUUAGGUUUUCAUUAUAUGGUAGGGGCUACCCUUCAGUAUGGCACUAGAAAAAUAAACUGAAUUCAAUAGGAUUACUCCCAGGUUUAGUGAUCACAGGUAUGCCGUGAUCCUGAAAAGUUAGGAUUAAAUUUAAGUUUUAUAAGCACAGAUAUGCUUAAUUGUAUCUUUGUGUAUCGUAUCAUAUCAUGGUAUUGCAGCUCAGCACUUGCUAGAGACGCUGGACUGGGAAGGAACUGACACUGCAUUCUACUAACAUUUUACAAUUGUUUCUAUUUGGAAAAAAAAUUUAGAGAAUGAGUGUUUGGGAAGAUGACUUCUGAUAAAAUUGUGACUAUACUGUGGGUAAUGAAUAAAAUUGUCACUUAAGAUGCACUUUAGGAUGCCCUCUUUUUCAGCAUGUAGGAUGCUGAUAUAUUUGAAUGUUACAAAUAAUGAAUUUUGGAGUUAUAGUGUAAUAUAAUUAAUGCUAAGUAUUUAAUGAGUACGUUGCACCUUUCAAUAAAUGUUGGUAUUUUCCUAAA